UCCCAGCGACCCGAAGGAAACCGAUGGCUGCCGCUCGGUUUUUGUUUUUUCACGUGAGCCAAAAGAGGAUCACUAAAUGAGCGCGUCAUCCAAAGGUUGUUGUGUUUUUUCCUUUUUCUGAUGAACUGAUCUUUCCCCCCCGACUCGGAUGUGAUUGCGGCGGUAUGCUAGGUUCGAGGAGCCCAACCUCCAAAGGUGGCAAAUAAUCAUAAAAGUAGAGCAGCGGAACGGCGCGUGCAGGGGGGCGGAGACAACGGGCGUUUUAAACCGAUGUUGCGUCGACUGCUUUCGUGGUUCCUUCUGUGCAGCCUGGGACCGUGCAGCCAUGGACCCGUUGGAGCCGACGUCGGUUCGGACCCGAGUGUUGCAAAAACUUUGGUUUGGGGACCCGGGUUGGAGGCAAACGUUGUCCUUCCAGCUCGAUUCUUCUUCAUACAGGCAGUAGACGGCUCAGGAACAAACUUUACAACAUCGCCCGGCGAGAAGACGUUUGAGGUGAAAAUCGUGUCUCCGGUGGAGGAGUUCACCAGAAUUUGGAUCCAGGUUCUGGAUCGCAAUGAUGGUUCCUUCCUGGUACGCUACAGGAUGUAUGCCAGCUACACUGACCUGCACAUUCACGUUCUGCUCAAGAACAAGCAUGUUGCCAAGUCUCCAUACGUUCUUAAAGGUCCUGUCUACCAUGAAGGCUGUGACUGUCCCGUUUCCAGCGGCUCGGUGUGGCAGAAGGACAUGCACUGCCCUGAGUCCUUCCCCCAGAUAGAGAGCGACCUGCUCCUCUUUCCCAGAGUGGACCCAGAUCGCAACGCCCAGGAGAUCCCGCAGCGUUUUGGACAGAGACAGAGCCUCUGCCACUACACUGUCAAAGACAACAAGAUCUACAUCAAGACAUUUGGAGAGCACGUAGGUUUUAGGAUCUUCAUGGAUGCUCUUCUCCUGUCUUUCACUAGAAAGGUUCAGCUCCCUGAUGUGGAGUUCUUCGUUAACCUGGGUGACUGGCCACUGGAAAAGAGAAAACGCACGGAGAAUCUACACCCCAUUUUCUCUUGGUGUGGCUCCAAUGAAACUCGAGACAUUGUCAUGCCAACUUACGACUUGACUGAGUCCAUCCUUGAGACUAUGGGAAGAGUAAGCCUGGACAUGAUGUCAGUACAGGCCAAUACAGGACCACCAUGGGCGGAGAAAAACACCACAGCUUUCUGGAGGGGCCGGGACAGCCGUAAAGAGCGUCUGGAGCUGGUCAAGUUGGCACGAGCUCACCCUGAAAUGGUGGACGCUGCUUUUACCAACUUUUUCUUCUUCAAACAUGAUGAAAGCCUCUAUGGUCCAUUGGUCAAACACGUCUCCUUCUUCGACUUCUUCAAGUACAAAUACCAAAUCAACAUUGACGGCACUGUGGCAGCCUACAGACUCCCCUACCUGCUGGCAGGAGACAGUGUGGUCUUAAAGCAGGACUCAGGCUACUAUGAACACUUCUACAGCCAGCUCAGACCCUGGGAGCACUACAUCCCCAUCAGAGCAGACUUGGGAGACCUGCUUGAAAAGAUCCAGUGGGCUCGUGACCAUGAUGAAGAGGCGAGGAAAAUUGCAGUGGCAGGUCAACAGUUUGCCCGCAACAACCUCAUGGGGAACAGCGUGUAUUGUUACUACUACAAACUCUUCCAGGAAUAUGCCAAACUCCAAGUGACAGAGCCCAAGGUUCGUGAGGGCAUGCAGCUCGUGGAGCAGCCUGCCGACGACCUGUUCCCAUGCUCCUGCCACAGGGCACAGGUUAAAGAUGAACUCUGAUGACUCCGUCUUCCGCUUACGUUUCUUAUUUUUACUCCAUGUAUUGUAUGAAUUUUGCCAAAGUUUGAGCCAUGUCCAGCACUCAGACAUGUUAUUACAUGAAUGUUAUAUAAAUGUUGCUUAACAUUUUAUAAUAUGUAUAUAUAAUUUAUA
Lampris incognitus (smalleye Pacific opah) is the source of this 1938-nucleotide messenger RNA. RefSeq names its product protein O-glucosyltransferase 2 (gene poglut2). The record is from RefSeq and is a predicted model, not a curated record. Gene Ontology annotation, molecular function: glucosyltransferase activity; protein binding. Gene Ontology annotation, cellular component: endomembrane system. The transcript has 10 exons. The coding region runs from base 271 to 1785 and encodes 504 amino acids. NCBI's taxonomy places the organism in Eukaryota, Metazoa, Chordata, Actinopteri, Lampriformes, Lampridae.